AUGCCAAUUAUUGUAAGGACGCUCCAAUAUGCGACUCGAUCUGUUGUUGAUAUAUCGACUCCUCGAGCUCAAUGCUUGAGCUUUAUAGCUCCAUUAAUACCUGAGGGUCUUCAGGAGAUCUCUAGCGUUCCACGCAUGCCUUCCUGGUCGCUUCAGGAGCUUCACCAAGAGCAUAAUACCAUGGAAUCUGUCCUGACAGAGGAAAAGCUUCGUGAGCUCGCAGAAUUGUGUCAUUUACAUAUAGAUGAUGAAAAGCUUCCGGGGCUGCUCAAGGACGUCGAGUCUAUUAUUCAAUGCACGAAAACCAUUCAGAACAUGACGAUCAAUGAAAAUAUCAAUGAUGUGUAUGCCAAGAGUGAUUUUGAUGAUGGUAUUGUGGCUCCUCUUAGAAAUGAUGUCGUUACAGAAGGAGACUGUGUGGAUCAAGUGAUGGCAAACGCGGCAGAAAAGUCAGGCUAUUACUUUCAGGUUCCUAAAGUACUGCAAAACUAG
Messenger RNA from Peronospora farinosa, 492 nucleotides. The record is from the annotation of a GenBank genome assembly. NCBI's taxonomy places the organism in Eukaryota, Oomycota, Peronosporomycetes, Peronosporales, Peronosporaceae.